AUGAUGCGACCCAGGGACCCUCGGGUCCGUCAAACAAUCAAUCAAAUCUCCCACAAUCUUGAAUCCGCAAAUGAGACGGCCCAGGAAGGGCUCUAUACAUUCUCACACAACUACAUAUUUCCCUGCUUUGCGACAGUAGGGAACUGUGUCUACACAUGCACUGCGCCCUGUCUACCGAGUCGGCAGGACCAACUGCGCCGCCGAAGGCGGGGUCGUGCAGAGGCCAGCUUCGACUUCUACGACGAUUGGGAUAAUGAUGAUGCGAAUGAUGGUCUUUUGGGCUGGGGCACCGAUGAGCUUGACCGUCUGCUGGCAGGGAGCGGUCUUACACGCGGGGGUGCAGAACAGCCGCGCAGGCAGCGCAAAAUGAGUUACGGCACUCGGGGUCCUCGACGGAAGAGCAGCGUUAUGGUUCCUGAUACUCGAAAUGAUCCGACUGUCAUUCCGAGUUCAUCGUUCUUGGGAUUCCUGGAGCGGUUCCCAUGGAGGAUUGGUGCAAGGGGUUUGAAAUACCGACCGUCCGCUGCGGAUCUCCAGGAACACCCUACAGGGUUGCGCCGACAUGCAUAUGAGGAUGAGCCUCUGAUGGAGGCAGCUGAAGAAGACGAGGAGCAGGCCUCCUCGCGCAAAAAUGGGCGAUACCGUAGUGCUACGCAGUCGUCGCGUGAAACCGGAACUUCCUUGAGCUCUAGAGGGGAUCUAUUUCCUAGCGAUGAUGAAGAAGAUGCUGUCCCCUUGGAUGAUGAAUUUGCCCUAACAUUAGCCAGUCGUCGAGGGACCGGGUUGGAAUCGGAUGAUCAGCUUAGUGAUAAGAUUGUCGGGGUGAAGCGAUCCAUGUCCGGGACCUUUAGUCUUGGAACUUCUGCUUCAAAGGGCUCAGGGAAGAAGAAGAGCCGAUUGCGGGAGGCACAGAGCCCUCAAGAGUGGCACUCUCGCGAUCCAAGCGCAGCUUCCUUGGUGGAUCUGAAAAGAGAAGAAGAGCAAGCAGAACGUGAAGAAGAAACAGAAGUGGCCCAGAAACGGGUUGCUGCACAGAAAUUGGCUGCAAGCCGUGGUCUCGAUCAAAAUCAAGACAAGACAUCCAGUCCGAUUCACGACCAUCCUACGGAUACUCUUCGACUUCAGCCUCAGACAUAG
Messenger RNA from Aspergillus clavatus NRRL 1, 1137 nucleotides. RefSeq lists its product as uncharacterized. NCBI's taxonomy places the organism in Eukaryota, Fungi, Ascomycota, Eurotiomycetes, Eurotiales, Aspergillaceae. The record is from RefSeq and is a predicted model, not a curated record. The transcript has 2 exons. The coding region runs from base 1 to 1137 and encodes 378 amino acids.